Molecule: messenger RNA, 2480 nt
Organism: Saprolegnia diclina VS20
Lineage: Eukaryota; Oomycota; Saprolegniomycetes; Saprolegniales; Saprolegniaceae
Exons: 4
Coding region: 29-2386 (785 amino acids)
Biological process (GO): chloride transport; transmembrane transport
Cellular component (GO): membrane
Molecular function (GO): voltage-gated chloride channel activity
Source: RefSeq, a predicted model, not a curated record
CGACCACAAACAACAACAUUGUUCGACGAUGCAAGCCGACGCGCAAGUCGCUGUCGACGUGGCCGGCGAUGGCCGCGAUCCCAUCAACGCGCAGGCCUCGUCAACGCCCCGCGCCUCCAUGGAGCAUGAGCCGCGCGUCUCGAUCUCGUCUAUCUCGCUGGCCCACAUGCAUCGCGGGACGUCCAACGAGUACGCGUUCGAUGCCACGUAUGACACGUACCGCCCGUCGGCGCUGCCACCGAUCGACGGCAGCAACGAGCCAACGGCGGUCAUCGGCGACUUGCCGCGGUCGCCCGAGCGCAAGUGGCAGUGGGAGACCAUGGUCGACGCGCGCGAAAGCAGCUCUGGCCGGUCGUGCGACGCGAUUUUGUAUGCGCUCUUUCGCAGCUCGUGGAUCUACCUCGUCGUACUCGGUGUCAUGGCCUCCGUCACGGCCUUUGGCGUCGACGCAGCCGUGCUAGGUAUCACGGAGCUCCACGCGGUCGUGACCAACCUCGGGUCCAACUUUGUCUCGCGCUUCCUCCUCUACGUCGGGUACCGCGUGUGCAUCCUCAUGCUGGGUGUGACGCUCACGUUCUUCAUUUGCCCGAGCGCCGCCGGCUCUGGCAUUCCAGAAAUGCGAUCCAUCCUGGGUGGGUUUGUGCUGCCGCACUACUUGUCGGGUCUCGCGCUCGUCUCCAAGUUCCUCGGUCUUGUGUGCGCCCUCGGCAGCGGCCUCUCGAUCGGGAAGGAAGGGCCUUUCGUGCACUUGAGCUGCAUCAUUGCCAACCAGCUGCUCCAGUUGCCGCUCUUCAAGGACAUCAAGCGGUCGCCGGAUCUCACGCACCACGCGCUCUCGGCGGCGUGUGCGGUCGGCGUCACGGCCGCGUUUGGCACACCCAUUGGCGGCGUCCUCUUCUCGAUCGAGGUCACGACAACGUACUACAUGACGAGCAACUAUUGGCGCGCGUUCUUUUGCUCGGUCGUCGGCGUCAUCAUGUUUCGGUGGCUCAACGUCCUCAGCGGCAACGACCGCAACGCGUCGCUCUUUACAACUGACCUCGACUUUCACUCGGCGUCGUUUGAGACCAUCUUCUUCCUCUUCCUCGCGAUCGUCUGCGGCGUCCUCGCUGGCGUCUUUGUCCGCACAUUUUCGUGGUGUGUCAACGUCCGUCGCCGCAAUAUGGGUCUCUGGGGCGCCAAGCCCUUUCGGUACGCAGCGGCGGUCGGCACCGCCUUUGCGAUGCUCGACUACGCCUACGGCAACUGCAUGCUGCUUGGCAACCGGUCGAUCAUCGACGACAUGUUCCUCGCCAAGGACCUCGACCACUCGAAUCACACGCUACUGUAUGACAAAUUUGGCACCUACUGGGGCGCUCCGUCACUGCCGCUCAACCUCGGUCUCUUCUUUCUCAUUCGGUUCCUUGCGACGGCGCUCGCGGCGAGCGUCGGCGUCCCCAACGGCAUCUUUACCCCGGUGUUUGCACUUGGCGCAGUGCUCGGCCGUCUCUUUGGCGAGUUUCUCGCAUACGUAGCCCCGAGCGCCAACAUAGUGCCGGCGGGCUAUGCGAUCGUGGGCGCGGCGUCGUUCACGGCCGGUGUCACGGGCACAUUUAGCAUCGCGGUCAUUGUCUUUGAGCUCACGCAACAGCUGACGUACAUGAUCCCCGUCCUCCUCGCGGUACUGCUGGGGCGUGCGAUCGCGGGGUUUAUCUCGCUCGACAUGUACGAGACGAUCGCGCGCGACAAGAGCCUGCCGCAGUGGCCCGACCUCACGCGGCAGAGAUCGUAUGCGCUCGUGGCCACCGACCUCAUGCACGCGGUGCCGCCGUCGCACGUCCUCGCGCGGCGCCAGUCGCGGUCGUCGCUCGCGGAUUUUCUGAGCACUGCGCCGGCAACCGUCGCCCGCUUUCCCGUCGUGGACGACGAGAGCAACCGCAUCUUCCUCGGUGUCAUUGAGCGCGACGAGCUCGAGGCGCUGCUGCAGACAUGGAACCACGUCGUCGACGGCGUCGCUGGCCUCGUGCCCCGGCCUCACUUUGGCUUUUCGCCGCCGAAUGGCCAUGACAAUGCGUCCGAGUUUGCAUCGAGCCCCGACUCCGAGUCGGCGGCCCUCACGCCGCGGUCGCGCCACAUGGGUUUGACGAGCCAGCUCGCGAUCGCGGGCCUCACGAGCGACCAGACGCGCGACCUCCGCACGCAAGAACGCGUCGACCUUGUCGGCUGCGAGCUACUGAGUCUCGACGCUGAGAACGUGCACGUGCACCGCGAUACGUUUGCGUCCAAAGUGAUUUUGCUCAUCUCGGUCCACAAGACACCCGAGCUGUACGUGACGGGCAAAGGCCGGCUCGUUGGCGCCAUUUACGCCACCGACCUCGUCGCGCGGGGCCGGUCCUUUGCGCUUUAACGAAUUCUAUAACCAGUAUGUGCUAGCGCUCUUCUCCACCGCGCAAGCGACCAGGAUACAUAUUUCAUGCCCUUGCAAGCGACUGACCAUCGGC